Messenger RNA from Paramecium tetraurelia, 165 nucleotides. RefSeq lists its product as uncharacterized. Lineage: Eukaryota; Ciliophora; Oligohymenophorea; Peniculida; Parameciidae. The transcript has a single exon. The record is from RefSeq and is a predicted model, not a curated record.
AUGUUCCAGGCGUCAAAAUUAAUGGGCAACAAUCAAGAAAGAAGACAGAUAGAAGAAGUUAUUCGUUAAAUCAAAGGUCCGUACUAGCCAUUCUAGAAGAAAAUCAAACUCAAAAAUUUGGUCUAAAUUCUGUAGGAGAUUUGGGAAGAAGAGGAGGAAUAUUGA